AUGCCACCAAAAGCAAAACGAUCGAAAUCUCCCGGCUCUCAGUUUCUGUUCGUCAAUGAGGAUGCCUCGACCGUGACCCGGACCACCAAAGACGCUGAAUUGGAUAGAACAAAGCAAAGCCAUGUACAGCGUCAAAAUUUCGCUCGCAAACGCCGUCUGCGAGAACAAUCAGAAGCUGCCCCGCAAACAGCCAGCAGCCAGAGUUCACUGUCCUCCAGUCCUGCGGUGGCUGGUCCGUCGUCGUCUACAACCCAGGAUGCGCCUUCUCAAGGGGCAAGCUACUUCGACAUUAUACAGAACAUCGACCUUGAAGACCCUUUGUUCCAAUCGACGAGCCCUCAAGCCAUAGCACAUACACCCCUCGACCCUCAACUUUCCGCACUGUUCUCAGACCCUUUCACUUCCACGCCUGCGUCGCCUCCUAUUCCUUCACAACAUACCAAUGUUUUUGGCUCCUCUCACCCUUAUCGUCCUGGUCAAUACUUUGAUACUUCCUCCUCGAGCUACAAUCUCCCGCCACCGACCAGAAGCGUUGCCGGUGUUGUCAGUCCAUCGAUCCCGCUAGGAGGAGUUGCUAGCCCACCCACAAACGCUCAUCGCGCCUUGGAACAAUGGGCGCCGCCUUUAAUCAAGCAUUACAACACGAUUAUACUACCAGAGAAGUUCUGGAAAGACACCCAAAAGGUAUCUAUGGGUCAAUUCCGCCAUGCGCCCUCGAUCCACGCAGACAUGCAGGCUUGCAUGACAGAACCCGCACAUAUGUAUGCAUUUCUUGCCUCUGCUGCAGCUCAGAUGGUUGCUCGAGAAGGUAGACUGCUGUUACCGAACGUCUCUGAAGAAGAUAAUCAACGCAUUCCCGUGUUUUUCAAGACCAGAGCGGUACACGCCCUACAGACCAAACUUGCCACUGGACAAUUGGAUCAUCACACGGCGGUGGACCUCCAUCGGCUCUACGCUGCAGGGAUACACUCGGACAACUACGAGGCAGCCGAACCGCAUUUCCAAGCCCUACUCUCCAUGGUUGAUGCUCUUGGAGGCCUGAGCACCUUUGAUGAUUAUCAGCUGGAGAGGAUAUUCAUGCUGGACUGCAUUGCAGCGCUGAAGCGGCUCGGUGUUCCACGUCUUGUUGUCACUCUGGAUCCUGGCCCUUUACCGGAGGAGUUGUUGCUACGUAUCGAAUCUCAAAGCCAGCUGCCCUUUCAACCAGGGUCACUGCUCGAGAUCCUGGUGGAUACCUUCAGUGAAUGUCAGAUCUUGGCCGACAGUUUUGCUGACCUGAUUCAAGUCUUGAAAAUGUCGGCCUUCUUGGCUGCUUCACCUCACUAUGUCCACGAGUACUACAAGUGGUUCAAUUGGCGGACUCUGAUCAUUGUGCACAGACUUCUAUCGAUGCCCCUCCAUUGCGACCUGGACGACAAGGCUGACAGCGUGAGGAUUGCCACAGCCUACUGUGCUGUUCUUCUGCGCUCCCCAACCAUGGGCCGGCGAGCGGCAUGUACUUCGGUCAACUCCCUGCGUGCUAAGCUAGAAAGCACCGAUCUUGGGCUGCUGUGGCAGCCCCGCACUGAUUGUCUCCUCUGGGUAGCCGUGUUCGGAGGCGUCUGUUGCACCGGUGGAGAAGACUUGGAGUGGUUCGUGCACCUCGCAAGGACUGCGGCGACCGAAAUAGGAGUUGGCAAUGUGAGGGAGUUGGAAGACUUGCUGGUGGCAUACCUCUAUGAUCCCUAUUCCCAGCGGGAAUUGGUGCUCCGAUUCGCCGGUCGGAUUUGGCCCAGACGAGAUCCAUAA
Fonsecaea nubica is the source of this 1788-nucleotide messenger RNA. RefSeq lists its product as hypothetical. The coding region runs from base 1 to 1788 and encodes 595 amino acids. The transcript has a single exon. Lineage: Eukaryota; Fungi; Ascomycota; Eurotiomycetes; Chaetothyriales; Herpotrichiellaceae. The record is from RefSeq and is a predicted model, not a curated record.